This is a messenger RNA of Morone saxatilis (striped sea-bass), 735 nucleotides long. It is a transcript of the gene opn8a, whose product is annotated as opsin 8, group member a. Bases 1 to 735 code for a protein of 244 amino acids. NCBI's taxonomy places the organism in Eukaryota, Metazoa, Chordata, Actinopteri, Moronidae. The record is from RefSeq and is a predicted model, not a curated record. Gene Ontology annotation, cellular component: membrane. The transcript is spliced from 4 exons. Gene Ontology annotation, molecular function: G protein-coupled receptor activity. Gene Ontology annotation, biological process: G protein-coupled receptor signaling pathway.
AUGGAUGAUAGAUUCAUAUCCAAACUGUCACCUACAGUUGAUUUUUGGGCAGGGAUAUACCUUGUGAUAAUUGCCAUUCUGUCCAUUUUGGGGAAUGCGGCAGUCCUAGUGAGUGCAGCUCGUCGCUUCUCCCUGCUCAAAGCUCCUGAGCUGCUGACAGUGAACUUGGCUUUAACAGACAUCGGCAUGGCCCUCACCAUGUAUCCACUGUCCAUUGCAUCAGCUUUUAACCAUGCCUGGAUUGGAGGUGACACAACUUGCCUCUACUAUGGUCUGAUGGGCAUGAUCUUCAGUAUAACCAGCAUCGUGACUCUGGCGGUGAUGGGGAUGGUCAGGUACCUGGUAACGGGAAGUCCACCCAAGACAGGUAUCAAGUUCCAGAGGAGAACCAUCAGUAUUGCGAUCAGUGGGAUCUGGCUGUAUGCUAUUUUGUGGGCCUUAUUUCCUCUGCUGGGCUGGGGCAGCUACGGGCCAGAGCCGUUUGGACUUGCCUGCUCGAUAGACUGGACCGGCUAUGGGGAGUCCCUAAACCACUCCACAUUCAUCAUGACUCUGUCUGUACUGUGCACAUUCCUCCCCUGUCUGGUCGUCCUCUUCACCUAUUUUGGUAUUGCCUGGAAGCUGCACAGGGCCUACCAAUCCAUCCAGAGCAAUGAUUUUCAAUAUGGCAGUGUUGAGAAGAGGAUCACUCUUGAUUAUUAUAUCGCCACCACACUGCUGCCUGGACCACCUUAG